This is a messenger RNA of Pestalotiopsis fici W106-1, 1173 nucleotides long. RefSeq lists its product as uncharacterized. The transcript has 2 exons. Lineage: Eukaryota; Fungi; Ascomycota; Sordariomycetes; Amphisphaeriales; Sporocadaceae. The record is from RefSeq and is a predicted model, not a curated record. Bases 1 to 1173 code for a protein of 390 amino acids.
AUGCCCCCCAGCAAGAACGCAUCACUAGAUGCCGACAUAGUCCUGGAGGCCUUUCAAAACAUCAAGAAUGCCACAGAUAACUACAUUUUGAAGAAUCACAUGGAAACCUUUUGCUCAGAAUUUAUGCCAAGAGCUAGUGAGCUCGCCAUUGCCAUAUUUUGUAACGUGUUCCAAGAGCUGGGAUGUCCCAUUCGAUCCGCCGCUCCAGGCGACAAACUCCCACGAGUACGUCACGCGCCAAAACACAAAAAAUACGUCGACUAUCUCUAUGGAGUAUUGGAAAAUAAUGGCGGCUUGGUCGAGACGAGAGGUUCAGAUGUCAUUCGUACUGCCAAACCGUGUCCCAGUGCUGAUAUUGACACGGCAUUCGAGGAGCUCCUGCGUGACCGGCCUGCCCAGGUGGCCGAGAUCAAGCUCAUGCAGCUGACGAGCCGCCACUUUGUCCGAGGACUCCUGGGCGAGGUCGAGGCCGUGCAUUUCCUGUUUGGCUCCAGCGAAGGUCGCGUGCUGCUGGACCAGCUCUACGCGACGGCCGACUCGAGCAAAACCGUGCUCGAGCCACUAGAGGCCUUGAUGACCGAGAUUGGCGAGUCGUGGGUAUCACAAAAGGAACCCCUCCGUAUCCUCGAGGUUGGAGCGGGCACCGGCGGAACAACGCAGCGCAUGCUGCCCGCUCUCGCGGCCCUCGAAGGCACCCAGGUCCAAUACACCGUGUCGGAUCUGAGCGCCAUGCUGGUCUCGCAGGCUUCUCAGACAUUUGCCCAGUAUGACUUUGUCAAGUACGCGGUUAUCGACAUUGAAAAGGAGCCGGAGCCGGAGCUGCUCAAGAGUGCGCACAUCAUUCUCGGGUCCAAUGUCCUGCAUGCGACGCUCGACUUGAAAUCCACCCUCAAGAAUCUUCACAAGAUGUUGCGACCGGACGGAUUCCUCGUCGUGCACGAGAUGACGGCGCAGAUGCUGUGGGCCGACGCCGCGUUCGGGCUGAUCGAAGGGUGGUGGCGAUUCGAGGACGAGCGAACCCACGUUUUGCAGAACUCCAAGGCUUGGAACAAGGUUCUGACGGCAGCUGGCUACAGUUCGGUGGACUGGACUGAUGGUCGCCGUCCAGAAGCCAAAUCGCAGCAGUUGAUUUUUGCCAUGGCUUCAGAUCCUGAAUCAAUGUUUGGAAAUUAA